CAGAACAACACCACUCAGUUACUCCUCACAAACCCAGACCCUCACCACUUACAAUGGCCGACCAACCCACCACCUCAAUCUACCAUGACGACCACCUCACCAUCACUCUCUCCACCCAGCCCACAACCCCAGGCCACACCCUCGCACACCUCACCAACACAACCAAAACGCCCCUCUUUUCCCUCCCUAAACCCACCUACAUUCAAACCCUCCUCAAACUCCGAACCAUAUCCACGACCCUCAACAAAUAUCAUCGCCUCACCUCAAUACGCAACACCAUCCUCACAGCCUCAAACCUCCCUUCCACCGACCCUGCAACAUACGACUACACCUUCCACGGCCCCGCAGGCGACACGAACCUCUUCGCCAGAAUAAUCCGGGGCGAAUUACCCCAAUGGCGUAUCUGGGAGGACGAACACCACGUUGCCUUUCUCACGCCAUUCCCCAACACCCCCGGGUUUACGGUGCUGGUGCCGCGGGCCCAUUUGUCGAGUGAUAUCUUUGCGUUGGAGGAGGGUGCGUUUGAGCGGUUGAUGAGGGCGGCGUAUUGUGUGGGAAGGGUGUUGGUGCAGGCCUUUGGAUUGGAAACGUGUGGGAUGGUAUUUGAGGGGUUUGAGAUUGAUUAUGCGCAUGUUAAGCUUAUUCCGGUUCGCGGGGAUGGGGAUGGGGAUAGUGGUGAGAGGGAGGUGUUUCAUGAGACGUAUCCUGGGUAUGUGAGUUCCUUGCCUGGGCCGUCGGUUGAAGAUCGCGGGGAAUUGGUUCGGAUGGCUGGGGAGAUUCGUAGAUUGAUUGCGGAAGAGUAG
Messenger RNA from Aspergillus sclerotioniger CBS 115572, 803 nucleotides. Its product is annotated as HIT family protein. The record is from RefSeq and is a predicted model, not a curated record. NCBI's taxonomy places the organism in Eukaryota, Fungi, Ascomycota, Eurotiomycetes, Eurotiales, Aspergillaceae. The transcript is spliced from 2 exons. Gene Ontology annotation, molecular function: catalytic activity. The coding region runs from base 54 to 803 and encodes 249 amino acids.